Perognathus longimembris pacificus (Pacific pocket mouse) is the source of this 2150-nucleotide messenger RNA. It is a transcript of the gene Adck2, whose product is annotated as aarF domain containing kinase 2. Gene Ontology annotation, cellular component: mitochondrion. NCBI's taxonomy places the organism in Eukaryota, Metazoa, Chordata, Mammalia, Rodentia, Heteromyidae. The transcript has 8 exons. The coding region runs from base 76 to 1926 and encodes 616 amino acids. The record is from RefSeq and is a predicted model, not a curated record.
ACGCCUCUCCGCGCGGGCCCCGAUGGGCGCCCCUUAGGUGGAGGGCGCGCCGCCCGGGACUGGGCUUCGGGGACGAUGGGGACCCCCUGGCGCUUCUCGGCCCGGGUCUGCCUGUCCCAUCUGCGGUGCUGCUUUCGGCUCAAGCCGGAGGAGCUGCGCCCUCUCGGGCCCCUGGGGUACCAUCGCGGGGCCCGAGUGUGCUGGCUUCUGCUCGGUAGUCUGCCCAAGCUCAUCUCCGCCUCCGGGGACGUUGGGGUGGGGGUCCCCGGCCGCGUGUGCCUGCCGAAGGCCCCCCACCGGAGCGACGUGGCCGAGGGCCGGGCCGGGGAGCGGGGCCGCCGCGUGCUCCUGCCUCUGCGCCUCUGCGUCCGAGCCGGCCUGCUCCUGGCCAAGUUCUUCCCCCUCCUCCUCCUCUACCCUCUCACCUACCUGGCCCCGGGCCUGGCCGCCCUCUGGUUCCACCUGCUUCUGAAAGCCACCGAGACCUCGGGCCCCACCUACAUCAAACUGGGCCAGUGGGCCAGCACCCGGCGCGACCUCUUUUCCGAAGACUUUUGCGCCCUGUUCUCCAGGCUGCACGUCCAGGUGGCCCCGCACCCUUGGGCGCACACGGAACGCUCCCUCCUCGAGGCCUUCGGAAAAGACUGGGGGCACGUCCUCUUUUUCGAGACGCAGACACCUGUGGGUUCCGGCUGUGUGGCCCAGGUGUACAAGGCGUUCGCCAGCCCUGCCUUGCUGGGGAGAGUCGGCAGCUCGGGGCCCCGGGAGGCCGCCUCCGGAGCCGGGCUGGUCGCUAGGUGCCGAGAGGUCUUUGGACAGCUGGGGAAUGAAUGGAAGAUUCCGGAAAAUCUCGCGGACCAGUCGUUUCUAGAAAAGCUGCUCCUUCCUGAAGCUGACCCUGUUGGAUCGAAUGUAGAAGGGUCGCGGGCGCCUGGCUGUCCACCCGAGCCUGGCAGGCUCAUCCCCGUGGCUGUAAAAGUGUUGCAUCCUGGCCUGCUGUCCCAGGUGCAUAUGGACCUGCUUCUGAUGAAGAUUGGCAGCCGAGUCCUUGGGCUUUUGCCGGGCGUCAAAUGGCUUAGCCUGCCUGAGGUUGUGGAUGAGUUUGAGAAGCUCAUGGUCCAACAGGUUGACCUGCGUUAUGAAGCUCAGAAUUUAGAACAUUUUCAACGCAACUUCGAGAAUGUGACGUCUGUGAGAUUCCCCACUCCUCUGCGUCCCUUUGUUGCCAGAGAGGUCCUGGUAGAAACAUAUGAAGAGAGCGUGCCCGUGUCCAGCUACCAGCAGGCAGGGAUUCCCGACGCCCUGAAGAGGAAGAUCGCGCGGCUCGGGAUCAACAUGCUCCUGAAGAUGAUCUUUGUGGAUAACUUCGUGCACGGGGACCUCCACCCCGGGAACAUCCUGGUCCAGGGUGCCGAUGGGCUGUCCCCAAGCCGGGAGGAGCAGCUGCGGCAGGCGGACGUCUGUGACACGCUGACAGUGGCCAUGGUCCCCGCCCUCCGCCCCCUGCGGCUGGUGCUGCUGGACGCCGGCAUCGUGUCUGAGCUGCAGGCCUCUGACCUGAGCAAUUUCCGGGCGGUUUUCCUGGCCGUGGUGAUGGGGCAGGGCCAUAAAGUGGCUGAGCUCUUCCUGCAUCAUUCCCGGGCCAACGAGUGCAAGGACGUGGAGAGGUUCAAGGCUGAGAUGGCCACACUGGUGACCCAGGCCAGGAAGAACAUCAUCGCCUUGGAACAGCUACAAGUUUCCAACCUUCUCUCCAACGUCUUUAAACUGCUGAUGAUUCACAAGGUAAAGCUUGAGAGUAACUUUGCUUCAAUUGUGUUGGCCAUUAUGGUGUUGGAGGGGCUUGGCCGCUCACUGGACCCCCAGCUGGACAUCCUGGAGGCAGCAAAGCCUUUUCUUCUCAAAGGAUCAAUGUCAAUCUUUUGACCCUGGCAGUGGGCAGGAAGUGAAGGCUGCUGCCAAGGGCCUGCCCUGUGGUGUACUGGCCAUGCAGACCCCAUACUGUGGAAGAAGGCACACCACUGUCUUCUGGGUCUGUGUGAAAAGCUUUACGUGGGGAGUAAAGGGACAAGGGCUCUGUCUGUGCAUUUGGGGAGUGGGACCUGGUGCUGGGGGUACCGGGUGGACAAAUACAUCAAACUAUUUUGUUU